AUGAGCCUUCUCUCGGGCAUGACCGAUCUGCCUUUCAUGUUCGAGGCUGCUCGUGGGUUCCGUUCCAAGCAUCUGGCAGAGCUUCAUAAGACUCACCCGGUGAUUCGGAUUGGGCCUAAUUCUUUAUCCUACGGAGAUGUCCGGGCCAUUAAAGAUAUAUACGGACAUCUCACGAAGUGCACCAAAGACGAUAUGUACGAUCUGCUCUCCGGAACACAUUUCCACCUGGCCGAUGUCAUAGACAAAGGAGAGCACCAGAGAAAGAGGAAGGUGCUCUCCAGCGCCUAUGCAAUCAAGAACCUAGAGGACUGGGAAUACAAAGUUGCAGACAAGAUAAACCGGCUUGUCAGACAAUUUGACCGACGCUGUGCACCAUCUGGAAAAGCCGCAACAGAGGCGAACAUGGUCGACUGGCGGGCAUGGACCAACUUCUUCACCAUGGACGCCAUUGCUGAUAUUGGUCUGAGUGCGUCAUUAGGAUUCUUAGAUCAGGGUAACGAUAUAACGACUUCGGAAACCCUCGAUGGGGUCACUAGUCAAAUGAGCUACCGGGAGUGUCUGCACAGCCAAUUGACUGCUCUCUCCCUGAUUGUCUGGGCUUAUAAUUGGCACAACUGGCUUUGUCGAUGGGCUCGGAGACUUCCGCUGCGAGUAGGUAACCUUCUGAAGAAGGGUGAUGGAUUCGACGGAAUUGUGAUCCACCAGGCUCGGCAACGGCUCAAGCGGUAUCAGAGUGGCGAGAAACUCGAGGACUUCUUCCAGGCAUUGAUGGAAUCGAAAGAUGGGAUGGCACACCAUCUUCCCUUUGGAGAGAUCGUUGCUGAGAUAUCUAUCAUGAUGAAUGCUGGGUCUGUAUCUACAGCUGUUGCCAUCAAUAACGUCAUGUUGAUGUUGAUAAAGCAUCCAGAAAUCCUCAGAAAGCUCCGCGAGGAAGUUGAUGCCAUCGCCGAUGAGGAUGAAGUCUCAAUUUCCUACGACAAAGUCAAGGAUCUCCCCUAUCUUCGAGCUUGCCUGGACGAAAGUAUGCGCGUCCUGCCACCCACUCCGUUUGGUCUUCCUCGUAAGACCCCGCCAGAAGGAUGUGACGUCUUUGGCCAAUGGGUUACAGGCAAAACAUCUGUGUCUAUGUCAUCUUACGUUGCACACCGCGAUGAAAAGGUGUUCCCUGACCCCGAGAUCUUUCGCCCAGAACGCUGGAUGGGAGAGGAAGGCAAAAAGCUCCAACCAUACUUCAUCACCUUCAGUGCUGGUGCUCGUGGGUGUAUUGGCCGGAAUAUAAGCUAUCUGGAACAGACAAUCAUCAUUGCGUCCAUGGUUCAUCGAUACGAGUUUGAAUUGCAGUCACCCGAUUUCGACCAGACAGUUUACGAACACUUCAACUUGGUUCCUGGACCGCUUCCACUGAAGAUUUGGCGCCGUCAGAUAGGAACCUAG
This is a messenger RNA of Aspergillus puulaauensis, 1434 nucleotides long. RefSeq names its product cytochrome P450. The transcript has 3 exons. Lineage: Eukaryota; Fungi; Ascomycota; Eurotiomycetes; Eurotiales; Aspergillaceae. Bases 1 to 1434 code for a protein of 477 amino acids. Gene Ontology annotation, molecular function: oxidoreductase activity, acting on paired donors, with incorporation or reduction of molecular oxygen; monooxygenase activity; iron ion binding. The record is from RefSeq and is a predicted model, not a curated record.